Molecule: messenger RNA, 4238 nt
Organism: Ostrinia nubilalis (European corn borer)
Lineage: Eukaryota; Metazoa; Arthropoda; Insecta; Lepidoptera; Crambidae
Gene: Hs6st
Product: heparan-sulfate 6-O-sulfotransferase 2
Exons: 8
Coding region: 339-1643 (434 amino acids)
Cellular component (GO): membrane
Molecular function (GO): heparan sulfate 6-sulfotransferase activity
Source: RefSeq, a predicted model, not a curated record
AACUGUCAAACGGAGUAUUGUCAAAUUCUGUUUGGUUGCUUGAUAUUUUUCCAAUGUCGCCAAUGUUGUCGUGUUUUGGAUCGCGGACAGGCGUUCGCUCGAUUCAUAUCUCAAGUCGCAUUUGGGUUUCGGUUUUGUUUGUAAUAUAACAUACUUUACGUUAUAAUCUUCAAAACAAUGAUAACGAGCUCGUAUCAAUACACAAAGAUAAUCGAAAGACGAUAACAGAAAUGUGAACUUCCAACGCUAUGAUUCGUAAAUAGACUUGAUGGGAAGUAAAUGAACAGUCGACUGAAUCAGUGAGUGUUUAGCAGUAGAUAUUUUUGUAAAAAUGAGACAUGCAUUCGACCGAAAUGCAAAAAAGUGUAUCUGUGCAAGUAGAUAGUGAUUUCGCGUUAUUGCUGCCCAGCGGUGCUUAUGAAAUUAAAAAAAUGGAACCACGAUCAAAGCUUCGGAAAGUGAUACUAUUCUGUUUACUACUUUCCCUUUUUGGGAUGGUUGCAUUUGGAUAUUUCUGCCCAGAUCAGGUGUGCGCGCUAUCGGCCAGAGAUAGAGUUUCGGAAUCGCUGGCGCUGACGUACGCGGAGGCACCUGGGCGGCCGCUGCCCGACGUCAUUGCGCAGCCAGGACUGUCUUAUGAUGAGGUCCUCCACGACGACUUCAGAUUCGACCUGGACGCGCACGAUGUCAUGGUCUUCUUGCACAUACAGAAAACAGGGGGCACGUCCUUUGGGAAACAUCUCGUCAUGGAUUUGGACUUGAAGAGGCCGUGCAACUGUCAACGGGCGCGAAAACGCUGCCAUUGUUUUCGGCCGCACAGCAACGAAAUAUGGCUCUUUUCGAGAUACUCCACGGGCUGGAAGUGCGGCCUCCACGCCGACUUUACUGAGCUGACAGCGUGCGUGGGCGGCGAGCUGGACCGGCACGAGGGGUCCGCCGUCCACCGCCGGUAUUUCUACAUCACGCUGCUGAGGGAGCCUGUCGCGAGGUACCUCUCGGAGUAUCGUCACGUGAAACGAGGCGCCACGUGGAAGGGCUCCCGGCAUUGGUGCCAAGGGCGGACGGCUACAGCGGCCGAGGUACCCCCUUGCUACACGGGCGAGUCAUGGCGUGGCGUCACACUAGAAGAGUUCGCGUCGUGUCCGUGGAACUUGGCGAACAACAGGCAGACGCGAAUGCUCGCCGACUUGGCGCUCGUAGGCUGCUACAACGGCACGUUGCGGCACCGCAGCGGCGACAGCGACAGAGUGCUGCUAGCAUCGGCCAAGAGGAACUUGGCCGCGAUGGCGUACUUCGGUCUCACUGAAUAUCAAAAGAUCUCACAAUACGUGUUCGAAGAGACGUUCAACCUCCGCUUCGCGGUGCCAUUCACGCAGCACAACGCGACGGUGUCGGGCGCGACGCUCGCGGCGCUGUCGCCCGCGCAGGUGGCGCGCAUCAAGCGGCUCAACGCGCUCGACCUCGAGCUCUACGAGUUCGCCAAGAACCUGAUGUUCAAACGAUUCGAGGCCCUCAAGAAACGUGACUCAGACUUCGAGUACAGGUGGCGACACCUAGGCGAAGUGUCCCGCACCGGGGUCACCGAAUUCGAUUGGGACAGCAACCUGGAAGAUGCCACCACUGAAAAGUACCGAGGCAAGUAAUCUGCAGGACGAACCCCUCGGGGCUAUGACGUCAUACCUAGUGCGUACACUAGUCAAAACUGCACAGAAUCCGUGUUGUAUCGUAAUAACGUUAUAUCACACUCCAUGUUUACGUCUAAGACGUGAUACUGUUAAUAGAAAUGUACAAAUAGGUGAAGUUUACUCUCGUAAUUAAUUGUCUAUGUAUAAAAUGUGUUCGUGCUCAGUUCCCAUGAGUUAUAAAUAGCCGAUUACAUAAUCUUAUAGUUCACGUUUUGGUAAACGAACAAUCUCUGAGUGAUUCGAUUGUGGAUGUGUUUAUACACAUAAUGUGCUUCAAAUCCAUCCCUUGUACAUAUAAUCUAUAUUUUUAUUACAUUAUUGUAUUACGUAUAACGUUGUUGAGUAAAGUGAAUGUUGAUGUUUGAUAGAAACAGGGUAGGUGAUGCAUCUAGGAUGAGCCCAACGAAACUUAGCUUUUAGUUUUAUCUUGUAGUAAAGUAGCAUUUUAUUGUGACACACGGACACGUUGCGCUACGAAUGGGUACUUUAGAUGUGAACGCGGGAAAGGUAUCUUAAAUAAGAAGGAAAUUUCAACCACUAAAAGUGUCUUUGGUGUUAUAUUUCACAACGAUACCGCGAACCUUUCUGUGAACACGCUUGACCGGCGAUCGAGGGCGGGAACUGACACCAUACCACUUAUACAGAUUCAUAAAUGAAAAGAAGUAAAGAAGUAUUUAAGCUUUAAAAUGACACUUUUCAUUUUCAUAACUUCAAUGUUAAACAAACAUGUUUGAUAAAUACUUUACCAAUUUAAAUCUAAUCAAUUGAAGAUACCUAGAUUCGCUUUACAUUGAAGUUAAGUCGAUAUUCGAAACUCCUUCAUUGAAGGUCCUAGCCUGAUUGAUUUCGUUGCGGGCACCUAGACAGCUUAGUUUCCCCUACACUACAUCGGUCGGGCGUGAUUGGCGGUCAAGCUUUGGGUUCCGUACUUCGGUAAAGGGAACAAAGGGCAUAUGCAUUUUGGAAGUACAUUAAAUCUGUGACGUUUCCGUGUGUCGUACGCUGGAUACUGAACACCAGUGAACCGUUCUUUACAAUACAUUGCUUGCUCAAAAUGUAUAAAAUGUUUAAUUAAAAUAAAUUACCCUCACACACCUGUGUACAUCCAUGUAGAUAGGUUUAAUUUGCAUUUCGGUCGACGACUCGCUGGUCAAACAAUAACUCAUACUAAGUGUUACAACCUAUGUAAAUAGUGAGGUGUAUUAUAUACAAUUUUCUCAUUUAGGUUAUCGAAAAUUAAUCUUGCAAGUAUAAAAAGAAAAACAUAUUUUUGUGGCAAAAAAUAUUGCUCUAUUAUUUUUAAAUUUUAGACUUAUUCUUAGAUUAAUAUUGGUUCAAUAGUCGUAAAAAUCAUCUCAGUUAAAAAUUAGCCAAAGAACAAAAUGACAUGUGCUAUAAAUACUUUAUUACUCCAUAUUGGAACAAUUUAGGUUAAAUUAACUAAUUUAGCGGUUGUAUCCACGAUGGUUAUUUUUAUCUAAAUCUAAACUCGAAAGUUUUUAUCGCGUUUGUGUAUCGGAGAUAAAUGGGACACAAAAAAUUAAGAACUUGUUGGUCAAUGAUAAAAAUCUGAACACAAUUUUGUUUAAGAGCGCUCAUCCAUCAUUGUUAUCGAGAUCUCUCUUAGUAUUGUAUAAUUCCAAACCAAUUUCGUUAAUUGCAUAAUAAAGCUUACACCGCUGAAAUAACAUUGUAGUGUUCGUAAUAACAUACAAAAUAAAUAGAAGAUAAUGACCACUUAAUCUUAGCUCGCAUGCGCCCGGCAGUUAUCUCCGGCUUAAAUGUGAUAUGGACUCCAGUUACAUAUUCAAUUUACGUGAGAAACACUUAUACGGCAUAAUAAACUCGCAUAAUUGCUGGUGUUGCUACUAAAUAUUCAUAUAAACUGAAAAGCCAUCAUCGUGGUUCGCAAAUCUUGUUUUUAUUGUUAUUGGGGAUAGUAGUACCUACCUACCUGUAGUUUUAAAGCAAAAAAGCAGCUGUUUUAUGAAAUAACGUACCGUCGACACAGCGCACUAGUUUAAACCUUUUUAUUGCAAAAUAGUAUCUAAUACAACCGUAUAAGAUCCCAGAUUUUUUAAGCUAUACAGGGUGGAAACGUUAAGUGAUCUCACUCGAUUAUUUCUAAACUAUACAAGAUAUUGAAAAACUGGUUACUGAUCCUGAAAGUGCUUCAAGAGCUCUUUCAAAAUAAAGGAAAUUCGUAGGAAACUCAUGCAUUUUCAGAUAAAAUAGACAUUUUAAUCACGAAUGCUACCGUUUGUUGUUUUGUUAUUACUGUGCCAAUAGCAUUUAUGGUAAUCGCUGUUUCCAUAUGCAUUUAUUCAUGGUUUCACUGCGAUUCCUCCAAUAGUGACUUCAUGGAUGAUUAGUGUUCCGUUAAAAAUUACAUUCACUCGGGUUGUUCCCGCUUUGGGGGGUUUUGUUUGGUAAACAGACAUAAAAUCUAGAUCACAGCAUUUUUUAUUUUUAUUUCAGUAAACGCUGUGACUGUUACCUAUAUUUUAUAGUGUACAUAGUGUUUACUAUAUCCAAAAGUGGUUGAAUGUUCAC